GGUUCGCAAUUUCCAUUAAAUUAAGGUAUUCACAAAAGUCUUUCAAGCGACGCCCAUUGUUUUGUCGUUGUAGUGGUUAUUCAUGACGCUUUUGUUCAUCCGGCCUGCCUUCACCCACGCUAAACAAACAGUGUUCAAACUGCUUUGAAUUAUUUUAUUCUACACACAUGGAAAAUUGUAGUUAAUCGAUAAAAAUACCCAACCCAACUGAUAACAAGAGAGAGCAUUCUGGCAAUUAGCACUACCAUCAUUUAAAGAGGUUAGUUUUCUUGUUUCUGUAGUGAAUUUAGCGCCUUUUAGAGAGAAUGUUACGUAGGCUGAAAGCUGUAUUACAUCUGCAUAUUUUGUAUGUGUGUACUGAAUGCACAAUAUUCGCUCGAUCAUUUGACCAAGUUAAGUAAACAUUCAUUUAUUUUAAAAAUGAAGCGUUGACUUUUCAUUUAGUAUUGCCUGGCAACCGUGGAGUUUACAUGAAGAUAAGCAGAUUAUCUAACCGAUGUUUUACAACCUGAUCAAAGAUCAGCGCUGUAAAAAGAAGUUACUCCCAGACGGAUUCUUGUCAGAGAUAAGCUUUUACAAAGCAAGGAAGUUUCUAAGUUUCCGAGCGAGCGAAAACUGUCGUAUUAUCACCAAAUACUGCAAACAAAGUGGCUUGAAUUUUAUGAAUUCGAGGAGAUGUCAUUUGCAAUUUGAUUACACGCACGGUGAAAGCAAACGUUUCGCCCAUUAUUUCUAUUUUUAACUUUAGUAUUGUGGUCUAAACAACCAUGGAGUCACACAGCCAUCGCGUUAGUACCGCAGAACAUCGUCCACCUUCUCUGUCAGUGUCUUCUGCUCAGGGUGAUACUCAUGAGGGAAGACAAAGAUCAUCUACGAAUACCUCACAAAACUCUGCCGCGUCAAAUGCUUUUUCUCCUGACAGGAGCGAGCGAAGAAAACCAUCCAGUACCGUCUCCCCGUUCCUGUACUCUUCAAGUCGGAAGGUUUCAAGCAACAUCUCGCCAAGAUUCGACCACACUGACACAUCAGCUUCCAGAAACAAGCCAACCGAAGUCCUGCCGACCUACCGAAUGGCACCACAGGCCGACAGAAAGUUCCGGCCGCAAAUCGUCAAGAAAAUUAUGGACGAAGCUUUCGAGGAGAGCUUAGACAGCCUUGACAACUACGACUCCGUCAAAUGCCGCGCGCUCACGACCCAAGUUUGCGAAGAUAUCAAACAACGGGUCAAAUGGUUGAACUUUGAGCGCUGCAAGUUGAUAUGUCUUGUGCAUAUCGGUUCUAUAAGCGGACAGGGUAUGCGAGUGGCAAGCCAAUGUUUGUGGGAUCACACUGUGGACAACUUCGCGUCGACCACUUACAGUAAAGGGGACAUUUUUGCGGUUGCAUUGCUCUUUGGAGUAUACAAGGAAUAGUAACCAUGGCUUUGAUACUUUACUAUGUUAAGAGGCCUUUGUCGCUGAGACGUAGAACUCUGUGAUAUGAAAGUAUAAAAACCAUCUUUGAUUAAUUGACUACUGAAUAAGAUAGCCUUGAAACUUGACCGACAUAAGAUGGCGAAUUGUAGGGCUUAGAGUUAAAAGUUUUGGUUGCUCCUAUAGUCAUUGACACUUUUUCGAACUUCAUUGUAACAAACGACAAAUAAGUUAUGCAAAUUCUUCUUGUACCCUAUCUGAUAUUAUGACUCGAAUGAUUUGCUGAAGGGUCCAAUACAGAAUUUUAUCUCAUUCUGA
This is a messenger RNA of Orbicella faveolata, 1730 nucleotides long. Its product is annotated as dynein light chain Tctex-type protein 2B-like. The record is from RefSeq and is a predicted model, not a curated record. Gene Ontology annotation, biological process: microtubule-based movement. Gene Ontology annotation, cellular component: cytoplasm; cytoplasmic dynein complex. NCBI's taxonomy places the organism in Eukaryota, Metazoa, Cnidaria, Anthozoa, Scleractinia, Merulinidae. Gene Ontology annotation, molecular function: dynein intermediate chain binding.